UCCCUGUAAACCACACUCAUUAUCGAAACAACGUGUACAAUGAAUCAACUACUAGUUUUAACGCUAAUCAACUGGAAUUCCUGGCUAGUGACGAUGACGGGAGUUAUAAUAACAGUUUGAUCUUUUCACAAGUGACUCGUAGUCGACCCGAGGCAGGGAUUUUCCUAUCUUGUUGCUAACCACACGGUUCACAUAGUGGUCAGAACCAAUAGUUAGACAAUCUAAUUCCACGGAACCAAGACAGGGUUACCAAAACCUGUUUCUAUUUCAUAGUGAGUGCAUGGAUAGAGACAAGUUAUAAAUGGACGUUCUGAAGAAAUUAUCAUUUCUGAAGGAGCUGAUCGAUGAUAAGAUAUAGUGUGUCUAAAUAAACGAUUGUUUCAAGGAUGAUUACCCUAGCCGAAGCAGAGCAGUAGGACGUUAAACCCCAUUUCAUUUGAUUUAUCAAGGAUGUAACAACUUUCAAAUUGGAUAUAUAUUCUUUUGUCAGAUGAUGGUUCAGUCAGAAUAAAUGGCGACUUCAGCAAGAAACGGCAGUGGUAAGGAAGUAGGUGCUGUAACCUACAACCUGAAAGAACAAAGAUGCCUGGAAAAAUCUAUUCAAUCUUUGAGCAUAGAACAAAAUUAUUCUUUGAAACUUCUGGAACUUAAUCAUCGAGUUCUUCGCGUGAACCACCGGAAGUUGAAGGAUCGCGUGAAUAGAAUCAAAUCCAAUUUAUCAGUUGAAGAUAUCGUGGAAUUACGACACCAGGAAUCCGUUGGUCGACUCAAACCAGUGUCGAACUGUUUAAAUUUAGGAAGUGCGUCAAAGAUCGCAGCUGCAUCUCGUCGUUUAAAUCUCGGUUCCGUCACCGAUCGAUCGGAUGUUUCCCAAAAGACUUAUAAAAAGCUCCCCCGAUCGGCCCCAUCUCAAAUCAGACGCUACUCGGUAUCGGGAGAAUUUGUAGGCAAGAGAGAUGACACAAAUACUUCCGACAGACCAUAUACCAGCGUCGGUAUCACCCCAGAAAUAGUUGUUAACGCACCGACGAAAUCUUUUAUGAACGCAAAGGAUAACACAAUCCAGCAGCGUCCUCAUACAACGGAUGUCAGCAUUCGUAAUAGGAGAUCCUCCUUGAGACCCAACACACAGAACUACUCCACAAACCACCAUUGUUCAAGUCAUUCCCUCUUCUCGUCCCAUUCCGCACUGGAAAAGGAGUUAAAGAGUCCUUCAAGGGCAAGCUCCAUUCAGAAACUCCCUACCGUCGUUGAUGACUCAAUUGAUAGCAACCUGGGCGAAAAUCUAUUCGAGGAACGCCGACAAGACCUGCUGUGUCUUGAAGCAAUCAACUCCGAUAUGUUAAAGAAGCGCCAGGAAGUCUUCUUGCAGGAAGUAGAAGAGUAUUUAAAACAUUCCAAAGCCCCUGGCCUCUCUGGUUCUGAUCUCGCGGAUGCAGAUGUUGAUGGCGCAAUUCAACUUGAAGAAAAAGGAAGUCGACGACAUGUUGAUUUCGAUGGUCGACCACCAGCAGAAAUAUACAAGGAUAGGUUGUUAAAUAUGUGGAAAGGGUUAAACAAAUGUCGAUAUUUACGUGUCCCGGACAGUGUCAUAGACUUAUCCGGUAUAACAACUCUAGCCAAAGAUCAGAUUCAGUUAAACUUAUUCUGGAAACACAAUCCUGAAUCUCCGGUAAACUGACGCAUCAGUAGCAUUCUAUGUCAAAUUUAUGACAAAAACGAAAAUAAAAUAAAAACAAAGCAAGACACACAAUAAAAUAGAUGACAAUGUCGUGCUUUAUGAAAUCCACUUGAAUGUAUAGUAAUAAUACAAACGAGGCCCAACUUAUUUGUUCCAAUAUGGCUGCUACGAAGUCAAGUUGUGCUUUAUGAAAUCCAUUUGAAUGCAUAUCAAUACGACAAGCAGUCAUUGUUUUUGUAAAAAAAAACUAAAUGUGUUUAUAUUCACUUUCAUGAUUGCUUUCCCGAAUUGGUUAGCUGGUGUUUGCAAAUAAAUACGAAACUGUAGGCUGGAUAAUAAAACCGGUCCCAAUAGUAAACCCCCUCCCCCACCCCACCCACCCCACCACAAGAAAAAAAAAUGAUAAUAAUUUUAGACUUUAUUUAUUGUAUUAUUUAUGUUUGUGCUAAAUAAAUCUAUCAAUCUAC
Molecule: messenger RNA, 2148 nt
Organism: Patella vulgata (common limpet)
Lineage: Eukaryota; Metazoa; Mollusca; Gastropoda; Patellidae
Exons: 2
Coding region: 512-1681 (389 amino acids)
Source: RefSeq, a predicted model, not a curated record